AUGGCGGCCGGCGGGGCGUCGGCGCAACUGUCCACGAGGCUCGCCUUCUUCCUACUACUCAAGCGCCGCCCACGGAUAGGCGAUGGCUUCACCCGCGUCAACGAGGUCGAGGAGUCCCUUGAUCCAACCCUCGACCUCGUCGGUGUCGACAGCCUCGCCCGUCUCGAUGGGGUCGGUUACUCGAUCUCCAUCAUCCAUCUCAUCUCCGGCGAGUACGAUAUCGUUUUUUGGUCAACAUCGUCGUGCCUGAAAUCCAACUACAUUGAGCUCCCACCGCCAUCCUCCAAGUGUAGCAGUGGACAAUCUGUCAUCAACGGUCUCAAUGUCUUGUGCCGUGUUGGAAUUCUCACUACGUGUUUUGGAAUCAAACAAGCGGGAUGGUUAAGCCUCCUCCUCCUUCCUUUGUUGGGAGGAUGUUCAUGCUACACCGGUUUGCUUCUCAAGAGAUGCAUAGACAGCUCGCCAACCAUUGAAACAUACCCCGAUAUCGGACGAGCCGCUUUCGGUAUCCCGGGUCGAGUAUUUGUAUCGGUUGUCCUUUAUCUAGAACUUUAUGCAUGCUGCGUGGAGUACAUCACACUGCUAGGAGACAGCUUGUCUUCAGUGUUUCCUUCUGCGCAUUUAGCUUUUACCGGCAUCUACUUGAACUCUCAUAACCUGUUCGCGAUAUCAAUGGCUUUGGCAAUUCUCCCAUCAGUCUGGCUCAGAAAUCUCAGUCUCCUCUCCUAUCUUUCUGCUGGAGGCGUGGUUGCAACCCUAACAGUCAUUGUGUGCCUGUUUUGGGUUGAUAUUGGCGAUGGAGUUGGGUUCCACCCUUCUGGUAGUGCGCUGAACCUGACCCACCUUCCAGUGGCACUUGGUUUGUAUGGAUACUGCUUCUCAGGGCACUUGGUUUUCGCAAAUAUAUACUCAUCAAUGAAGGAGCGCUCGCAGUUCCCUUUUGUCCUCCUGUUCUGCUUUAUAGUGGUCACAAUUGUGUACUCUGGGGUCGUGGCCACAGGGUUUCUGAUGUUCGGCGAGUCCACGAUGUCGCAAUUCACACUGAACAUGCCACAACAGUAUGUUCCCUCCAAGAUCGCCAUUUGGAUGACGAUUGUGAAUCCAUACACCAAAUAUGCCUUGACGAUGACACUGGUUGCCUUGUCGAUAGAGGAGGCUUUGCCUAAAAAGAUGCAAAAUUACGUUGCAGGAAUGUGUGUUAGGACAGUUCUUGUCCUCUCAACUGUCGUCGUGGCUCUAUCUUUUCCAUACUUUGCCUUGGUGAUGGCAUUGCUUGGAUCUGUCUUCACAAUGCUUGCGGUACGGAUCCGGAGGGCCGCAGGGCUACCUCUGGAUCCGGAGGAGGAUUUCGAGAAGGAGGAGGUGGUGAAGGAGGAAAAGGAGAAGGAGCAGGAGCUGACGGAGGAGGCGUUGCCGCUGGGUGUGAGGGAGAAGGCGUCGACGAUGGAGGAGGGCAUGGAUCUGUGGGCUUAG
Messenger RNA from Hordeum vulgare subsp. vulgare (domesticated barley), 1473 nucleotides. Its product is annotated as amino acid transporter AVT1C-like. The transcript has 10 exons. Gene Ontology annotation, cellular component: plasma membrane. The record is from RefSeq and is a predicted model, not a curated record. Bases 1 to 1473 code for a protein of 490 amino acids. Lineage: Eukaryota; Viridiplantae; Streptophyta; Magnoliopsida; Poales; Poaceae.